ACAAAUAAAACAAAAAAAAAAAUAAAACACGAGAUAUUCUAUGUAUUCCGAGAUAUAAAGGCAUUUCAUUCGGUGAUAUAGUAAAAUACAAUUUUCUUUUAAAGAAAAGACAGGUAGUCCAUAUAGUUAAAUAAUAAAUUUUAUUAGUCAUUCAUUUGACGAUAAAAAUCCUUGGUGUUAAGAUCUGGUGCGAUAAAUACACACGUUAUUGUAAAUUGAGUGUGCUCUGUUGUCGGUGUUAAUAAAAUAAAGAAAUUGUUCUGGGCCUGUGCUUGGAUAAAAAAGAAACAACAAGUUAUGAUGUCGAGUCGUGGUCCAUCGAUUACGCAUAAUGACGAAGAAGAAUCGAAAACAAUCCUGGAAAUUGGUUUGAGCAAGCAGCCAACGGACGGAUUAAGUGGUGUGGUGAGCCAUUAUCCACACUAUCCACAACCAUUACCGAUCCAUAGGUCUCAUUGGAUCGAUAUACCACAACCGGAAAUUGUACCACCGCCGUAUAAUUUAUCGUUUAGCAGUAACAAUCAUGAACAUAAAAUCGUUCGAGUACCGAAUGUGGUGUGGAAAGAUCGAGUUGUGCAAAAUGAAAAAGCCUCAUCGUGUUCGUCAAUGACUCCUUUUAUUGAUUCAAAUGCAGAUUAUAAAAAGUCGGCGUGUGAUCGUGAACGCACUAGAAUGAGAGAUAUGAACAAGGCAUUCGAUCAACUGCGUUCGAAACUUCCGAUUUCAAAGCCAUCUGGCAAAAAAUAUUCGAAAAUUGAGUGUUUAAGGAUAGCAAUAGGUUACAUAAAGCAUCUUCAAGCGUCUUUGGAGUAUCCAGCCCCACCACAACACUACUACGAAAUGUCCGAUCACUAUCACGAUUCAGCCAGUCCACAAGUGUGGACAGCUAGUGCAGCCGGAACAUCAAUAACUCCAACGAAUAUCUACUAUUUGCCUUAAAAUACUUAAAUUUCGCCAAAUUGAAACUACACAAAAUGUUUGCUGAAUAAUUUUCAUUCGCAGCGGAUGAAGCAGUGUGUACAGAAAGUAAAUAAUAAAUACCAAAGUUCUA
This is a messenger RNA of Bradysia coprophila, 1051 nucleotides long. RefSeq names its product salivary gland-expressed bHLH (gene sage). Gene Ontology annotation, biological process: mesoderm formation; regulation of transcription by RNA polymerase II. Gene Ontology annotation, molecular function: protein dimerization activity; DNA-binding transcription factor activity, RNA polymerase II-specific; RNA polymerase II cis-regulatory region sequence-specific DNA binding. Gene Ontology annotation, cellular component: nucleus. Lineage: Eukaryota; Metazoa; Arthropoda; Insecta; Diptera; Sciaridae. The record is from RefSeq and is a predicted model, not a curated record.